Protopolystoma xenopodis is the source of this 426-nucleotide messenger RNA. NCBI's taxonomy places the organism in Eukaryota, Metazoa, Platyhelminthes, Monogenea, Polystomatidea, Polystomatidae. The record is from the annotation of a GenBank genome assembly.
UCCCUUUGUGCUUCUACCGAUCAAGACCAGCUUGCUUUGUCUGCACAAAAUUGCCUUCUCGACGCCACUCAGCUGACGCAGUCCAUUCGUCUUGUGGCCCUGCAUGCUAGACCUGCGGCACCAAGUACCGCGUCAUCAGAUCCGGAACCUGAAGUCAAUGUCGAAAUCCCCUGUCGUUCUAGUAGCCCUGGCAUUGAGGCUCAAGUCAGGCUGCUCGAUUCUGCUCGCGACGUCGUUGCUGACCUUGUUGGUCUCUUGACGCAGGCCAGGGCCGUGGCUGCAGCCAGCGUCGGUGGCACCGGACACUCGGCUGCCGGCGCUGAUGCUUCAUUUGGCGCCGGCGAUGAUAGCCAGUUCGCCAUAGAUCCGCUUACUUCGCGCCAGCUCAAUGCGGCUCUCAGCGAAGCAGCCAAACAGGCAAGUUAG